AUUGCUAGACCAGUUUCGGGUUACUGGAAGUGGCUUUGCUUUCACUUUUAUGACACUGCCUGGCUGUGCUCCCGAUCGGUUGAUGGGCCCCGAGCUUGUAAGGGACUCUGUAAACCCUCACUCACACUUCCCAGAGGUGCUCAGAGCCCCGGAGCCGUCGCCCCUCUGAGCCCCCGGCCCUCCGAGUGGUGCUUGUGUUUUGGCUGGCCUUCCGUUCCUGUAACAUUUCUGGAGGCCCCAGUGAGAUUCAACCGUGCCGGCCCCUUGAGCCGCUGGACUGGUGGUUCUGGCCAAUCAGGGGAUAAGACUCCGGCGACGAAUGAGGUGGCGCUACUCAGCGGUAUUACAGGUUCUCUUCUGUGGCGGCAGCUCACCCCCCGUGAGGCUAGACCUCAGCCAGACUCGGUGGAGGGACAGACAGACUCACCAGGCAGCCAACCGGACAAGGAAUCGUCCCAUGGAUUCAUCACCCCAGGAUUAAGCCGGUGGCCCCACCCCAGGCAGAAGGCCCCUGGAGAGCUGAGAGCGUCCCGGGAGACCCAGUCAGGCUGACGAUCUGGAGAGCCCAGGAGAGAGACUGCAGGCCCUGCUCUAGCCGCAGCCGGAGGCUGGCUGGUCAGCGCACGGCCGAAGCUUGAGGAGAGGCUGCCGGACGUACCCCCCCCGUGCCCCCUUGCCCCUCUCCUCACUUGCCGUAUUGGCCCGCCUGCUAGCGGUGGGCUGGCCAGCGCUGCUCCCCCUGACUGGCGCAUAGGCCGGAAGGUCCGGACAGCCCUCUGUACCUUGUCACAACUAGCUCUCUCUCCACGGCAGCAUGGCUGAGACAGUCACCAGGCUGAUGGUACUGGUGCUAAUGCCUUCCCUUCCCUGGGCUUCGCGAUGCACCUGCGUUGAACCGGGUGACAGGUGGACCAAGUACCAACCUGUAUUCACAGCUUACACCUAUCAGCCGAGUCGAUGCUAUGACUCUGCCUCAGAGUGCACGUAUCAGGGCAGAUCCUACUGGACUGGCACGGUCAAGGCUUCCUCCGUCUCCGGCAUCAAGUGCUACGGCACACCCGGCAAGCCGGUGUGCUGGACCAAGCACACACACUACGGGAUGAGUGAUGGAGGAGGGGCACAGGACCAGGCACGCCGGCAGGCCGUCCAGCAAGCAGUCCGGAGGCUGCUCCAGAAGCGGUUGCCUGCCCGGGAGCCCGCAGGACUCCCGCCUUUAGCCGAGCCUCGGAAUCUAGCUCCGCGAGUAGCCGGGCUGUUGGCCGCGGUCCACGGAAUCCUUAAUCGUUCCAAUCCAAACCUGGCUAGGGACUGCUGGCUGUGCUUGCGUCCCGGCCCCGUCCAGCACCUGGCCCUGCCCGUGGCAAACCUCACGAAGGCCUUCACCACGACCGCCGGCGCCGCCGCCUCCGCCGCUGGGAGUCCCAGGCUGAACUGGGUGCGGCUCGCCUACAAGGCACCAGAGUGUUACUUCAACAACGGAACCAAUCCGUUAGGGGGCAGUCUGAGCACAAGGCAGUGUCACAGCACCUCUCCCUGUGCGGGCUGGGGCUGCCAGCCCACCCGGGGGUGGUGCGCUAAUAAUGGGGCUUACUUCGUGUGCGGCGAGUCUGCCUACCGCUGCCUUCCCGCGAACUGGACAGGGCUGUGUGCUCUCGCCUUCCUCUCCCCCCGGGUGGGCAUUCUGCCCAACAGCCAGAGCCUCCCUGUUCCGGCUGCAGCUCGCCAGCAGCCUCGGAGAGCGAAGCGGGCCGCGCAGCGAAUCCCGUUGCUCGUGGGGCUGGGAGUGGCGACGGGGGCGGGCACGGGGAUCGGGGGCAUAACCCCACCCUCUCAUCACUAUUAUCAGCUCUCAGGGGAGUUCAGUCAGGACUUCCGGCGAGUCGCAGAAACCCUGGGGGCUCUGCAGAGUCAGACUGACUCCCUGGCCGAGGUGGUCUUACAGAACAGGAGGGGUCCCGGCCUGCUCUCGGCCAGAGAGGGGGGACUGUGCCUCUUCCUAAACGGAGAAUGCUGUUUCUAUGCCAACCAGUCAGGGGUCGUCAGAAAGGUGGUCCAAGAGUUACGGGACUGAGCGGAACGGAGGAAAUAUAUUUCGGGCACGGGCCUGUGGACAGGCCCCUGGGGCUGGGCCUCCUGGCCGGCAUCGCUCAUGAGCCCCCUGCUCCUGGUCGGUGCAGCUCUGCUGUUUGGGCCCUGAAUCUUAAACUUCCUGACCCGUUCCGUCAGCGAACGGAUGGAGGCGAUAAAGCUCCAGAUGUUAGCUUCCCAUUAUGAGCCUCUGCACCAGAUGGAGGAUGGUGCCUGCUCCACCCUGGGCUGUGAGAGCAUCAAGAAGGGGGAUUGAGAAGGAAAAGGUGGGCCUGGCCAGGCUGGGGCCGGGCCAGCUCAUGGACAUUGAGUCUCGCCUUGCUGGACCGGUUUUGGGUUACUGGGGAUGACUUUGCUUCCCCUGUUAUGACACUGCCUGGCUGUACCCGCCCUGUUGGCUGAUGGGCCCCAAGCUUGUAAGCGACCCUGCGACCCCUCCCUCACACUUCCCGGAGGUGCUCAGAGCCCGAGCUCGCCGGCCCCCCGAGUGGAGCUUGUGUCUUGGCUGGCCUGCCGUUCCUGUAACAUUUCGGCUUGUUCUUUAUGGCUGUGAUGCUUUUACUGGAAUAAAAAAGAAUGAGAAUUC
Molecule: messenger RNA, 2674 nt
Organism: Vicugna pacos (alpaca)
Lineage: Eukaryota; Metazoa; Chordata; Mammalia; Artiodactyla; Camelidae
Source: RefSeq, a predicted model, not a curated record